Molecule: messenger RNA, 849 nt
Organism: Polyodon spathula (Mississippi paddlefish)
Lineage: Eukaryota; Metazoa; Chordata; Actinopteri; Acipenseriformes; Polyodontidae
Gene: ttc36
Product: tetratricopeptide repeat domain 36
Exons: 3
Coding region: 140-709 (189 amino acids)
Biological process (GO): cilium assembly
Molecular function (GO): protein binding
Source: RefSeq, a predicted model, not a curated record
UACGGAUUUUGGCCCUGCUAGAUUUUUGCUGUGGUAGAGUGCGUGUCUUCACGCUGCUUCUGACUGUUUGUCCCCCGGUGGACUCUUGCUGCCCUUCUCUCUACAGUACAUGUAUGACUGCUGUUAAUUAAUUUGUACAAUGGCUUCUGCGAGCGACCUGGCAGUGCUGCAAACUAUUUUCAACCCCACUACCCCUUUCGGAGACAUACCUGGUCUCGACGAGGAGGAACAGUUAAAAGAUGACGACAGCGCUUUCGAUGCCGAUGUCUUGGCGCAGGUGAGAGAGCUGGAGCUGCAGGGCGUGUGCGCUGCGGAAUCUGGAGAUGUGCGCGCUGCCUUGGAGCGCUUCUCCGAGGCUAUCCGCAUCCUGCCGGAGAGAGCGUCCGCGUACAACAACCGAGCACAGGCCCGGCGGCUCCAGGGAGACACAGCAGGAGCGCUGGAGGACCUGGGCCGUUCCAUCUCGCUGAGCGGAGGAGCCGGGCGCACUGGCUGCCAGGCCCUGGUGCAGAGGGGGCUGGUGCACAGGCUGGCACGGCGCGAGGAGGAGGCCAGGGAGGACUUCCAGCGGGCAGCGUGUCUGGGGAGUGCGUUCGCCAGGCAGCAGGUGGUCAACAUGAACCCGUACGCAGCGCUCUGUAACAGCAUGCUGGCACAGGUGAUCAACAAAAUGAGGAACCCAGAGGUGCCCGGGGCUCAGGACCUUUAGUGCCCCCCAAGGAGGGGUUCUUACUUGGGGGAGUGGUGGUGCUUUGUCCCCUGAUUGAACUGUAUGUAGGUGCGGUUGCCGUUCUGAGUGGUACCCAGGUUUUACCGAAAUUGAUAAAUAAACUAACCAGCUGUUAUAUA